AUGUUACCUCACAGUGCAUUAGUUUUAUUUUUAUUUUUUUUAUUUUUCUUAUUUACACCUGUCUUGUGCAUACUAUGGGAUAACCUAGAUCAGCAUUUGUGCAGAGUUCAAUUUAACGGGAUCACGGAAGGAAAACCGUUCCGAUAUAAAGAUCAUAAAAAUGAUGUAUAUUGUUCCUAUUUGGGAAUUCCUUAUGCAGAACCGCCUAUUGGACCAUUGCGAUUUCAGUCUCCAAAACCAAUAUCAAAUCCAAAAACAGGAUUCGUUCAGGCUCGGUCUUUAGGAGACAAAUGUUUCCAGGAAAGUCUAAUAUAUUCUUAUGCAGGAAGCGAAGAUUGCUUAUAUCUGAAUAUAUUCACGCCAGAGACUGUUAAUUCUGCGAACAAUACAAAAUAUCCUGUAAUGUUCUGGAUCCAUGGAGGCGCAUUCAACCAAGGAUCAGGAUCUUAUAAUUUUUUUGGACCUGAUUAUUUGAUCAGGGAAGGAAUUAUUUUGGUCACUAUCAACUAUAGAUUAGGAGUUUUCGGUUUUCUAUCAGCGCCGGAAUGGGAUAUCCAUGGAAAUAUGGGUCUAAAAGACCAGAGAUUGGCACUAAAAUGGGUUUAUGACAACAUCGAAAAAUUUGGUGGAGACAGAGAUAAAAUCACUAUAGCUGGAGAAUCUGCUGGAGCAGCAAGUGUUCAUUUUCUGAUGAUGGACAAUUCUACUAGAAAAUACUACCAAAGGGCAAUUUUGCAGAGUGGGACAUUACUCAAUCCGACUGCUAAUCAAAUUCAACCUCUGCAUAGAUUUGAAAAACUAAAACAAGUGCUGAACAUCACGCAAAAACAAGAACUCCUAAAUCUGGACAAAAAUCAAAUUUUGCGAGCAGCCUUAAACAGAGUCCCAGAUAACAACGACCACGAAAGGGACACAGUACCAGUAUUUAAUCCAGUCCUAGAAUCACCAGAAUCUCCAGACCCAAUAACAUUUCCAUCUGCUUUAGAAAGAAUGAGAAAUGGUGAAUUUCCUGACGUUGAUGUCAUCAUUGGAUUCAAUAGUGCUGAAGGUUUAAGAUCUAUGCCAAGAGUAACCAGAGGAAACAUGGAAGUUUACAAGACUUUGACAAAUAUAGAGAGAGCUAUACCUAGAGAUGCUAAUAUUUGGAAAAAUCCUAAUGGCAUUGAGGAGAAAAAACUUAUAAAAAUGCUUACAGAGUUUUAUGACCAAGUUAAAGAACAAAACGAUGACAUCGAAGCCUAUGUCCAACUAAAAGGCGAUGCUGGUUAUCUCCAAGGAAUUUACCGUACCUUGAAAGCCAUAUUUUUCAAUGAAAUCAAAAGAAAUUCCAACUUGUAUUUGUAUAGGUUAUCAGAUGAUACGUAUAGUGUAUAUAAAAGUUAUAUCUUGCCCUAUCGAUGGGGUUCCUUGCCAGGAGUUAGUCAUGGUGAUGAUUUAGGAUAUCUUUUUGCAAACUCUUUGGAUGUUCCUAUUUUGGGAACAACGCACAUUUCUAUACCGCAAGAUGCUAUGCAGACUCUGGAAAGGAUGGUCAGGAUCUGGACCAAUUUUGUAAAGAAUGGAAAACCUACAUCAAACACUGAAGAUGCAUCAUGUGAUACAAAAAGACAUUUAAACGACAUUUUUUGGGAACCAUACAACGACGAAGAACCAAAAUAUUUGGACAUGGGAAAAGAACAUUUUGAAAUGAAAAAUAUUUUGGAACUAAAACGCAUGAUGCUUUGGGAUGAAGUUUAUAGAAAUGCGAAUUUGCGGUUUAGAGUCUGUAAUGAAGAAAGUAUUAGAUGA
Ctenocephalides felis (cat flea) is the source of this 1788-nucleotide messenger RNA. Its product is annotated as esterase B1-like. The coding region runs from base 1 to 1788 and encodes 595 amino acids. The transcript has 6 exons. The record is from RefSeq and is a predicted model, not a curated record. Lineage: Eukaryota; Metazoa; Arthropoda; Insecta; Siphonaptera; Pulicidae.